UUUACGGGCAGCAGAGAAGGUGGACCUAUCAGAUACUGGCCAUCCUGUCAUGCUGGAGCAAGUCGGAUCGAGGAGCAAGCAUGGAGAGGGAAUGAUGCUGGUCCUGAAAGACCCUAAAAGCAAAGCAGGUUCCAGAAACAUGUCCAUAUAUGGUCUACUUGUCAGGGACAAUAAAUAAUGAUGUAAUAGAAAGGUCAACUUUGUGUCAUUUAGCUACGGGAUGCUUGAUGAAGUGAAGUUCUUCAGAUAAUGCAACAAAGAAGAACUUUAGGAUGGGUAAAAGUUUCUGCCAUGCAUCUUCAAACAGGAAAUCUGAGAUUCAGAACAACUUAUAUUUUGGCUUGUAUUCACUGAUCAUGGGGUGAUCCAGAAAUAAACUCCAGGCUUCAAAGCGAGAGUGUUUCAAAGCUGUCCUGCAGUUGAUCGAAGCAUCCAGGCAAAGCAGGGAGAUGAAUACCAGCAAGGAUUUUCUGAAUUAAGACUUAAUCAAGGAGAUAACCCAUUUCAACAGUACUAUUACCCUUUUAUUUCAGAACAAAAAGGAAAGCAAAAAAAAAAAAAAAAAUGGCUACAACGGCAGCAAAUACUCAAAGACAAACAAUAGGCUGUGAGGAAUACAGUCUGUACAGCAGCUUGAGUGAAGACGAACUUAUAAAGAUGGCCAUCCAGCAGAGCUUGGAAGAGGACCCCACGGGUCAGCCAGCUGCCCAGAGCCACCAGAAGUCGAUGGUGACGGGUCCUAGCGAGGCGGCCGCCCCCAGCCGCGCCAGCAGCCACAACCCGCCCUACCACAUCUACCCAUGGCAAAGAUUGGUGGCCCAGCCGAGAGGCCGUGCUCAGCCGUCCAGCUCGGGGGCAGCCUGGGGGGUCAGGCGAAGGUACGACGGCAGCCUGUUCAGCACAUCCCAGCCCGUAGAACUUGACCCAGUAGUGGAAGCAAUCAAGGAUGGAGAUGAAAAAGCAGUUUGUAACAUGAUGAAAUCAGGAAAAGACCUUUCUGAACCUAAUAAGGAUGGCUGGAUACCCCUCCAUGAAGCUGCAUAUUAUGGCCAAGUGGGUUGCCUGAGCCUGUUGCAAAAAGCAUACCCUGGCACAAUCGACCAGCGCACACUCAAUGAGGAGACGGCUCUUUACCUGGCCACCAGCCGGGGCAACCUGGACUGCCUGCUCACCCUGCUGCAGGCUGGGGCUGAGCCUGACAUCUCCAACAAGGCCAGAGAAACACCACUCUACAAAGCCUGUGAGCGUAAGAACGCAGAGGCCGCAAGACUCCUGGUACAGUACAAUGCUGAUACCAACCAUCGUUGCAAUCGAGGAUGGACUGCUCUCCAUGAGGCUGUCUCCCGAAAUGACCUGGAGAUUAUUGAUAUCCUUGUGAAAGGGGGUGCCAAGAUUGAGUCUGCAAACGCCUAUGGGAUCACUUCUUUAUUUGUGGCAGCUGAGAGUGGGCAGUUGGAAGCUUUGAGAUACCUGGCAAAAUGUGGUGCUGAUAUAAAUACUCAAGCCAGUGAUAACGCCUCUGCUCUUUAUGAAGCCUGUAAAAAUGGACACAUACCUAUUGUGGAGUUUCUUUUAUCCCAAGGUGCAGAUGCUAACAAAGCCAAUAAGGAUGGCCUGUUACCUCUUCAUAUAGCAGCCAAAAAAGGGAUUUGCGAGAUUGUCUCCAUGCUGAUCCCUGUGACCAGCCGCACCCGCGUCAAGCGCAGCGGCAUCAGCCCCCUGCACUUAGCGGCCGAACGCAACAAUGAUGACAUCUUGGAAGAGCUGAUCGAUGCUGGCUACAAUGUCAACACCGCCCUCUCCACUGAACGGUCCUGCCUUUAUGAGGACAGACGCACCACCCCCCUCUAUUUUGCUGUUUUUAACAACAACAUCUAUGCCACGGAACUCCUGCUGCAAGCGGGAGCCAACCCCAAUGUUGACCUCAUCAACCCAUUACUCAUCUCCAUCCGCCACGGCUGCCUGAAGACCAUGAAACUGCUCCUUGACCAUGGAGCAAACAUUGAUGCCUAUAUAUCAAGCCAUCCCACUGCAUUUCCGGCUACCAUCAUGUUUUCGAUGAAGUACCUUUCCGUGCUGAAGUACCUCCUCGAUCUGGGCUGUGAUGCAGGUUCCUGUUUUGAGUGUCAGUAUGGAAACGGCCCACACCCUGCAUUGAAUUACAGACAGGACAGACUUAAUGAUCCUCAGCUGUCCAAGGAGCCAACUGUAGUACAGUUUUGUGAAAUGGUGUCUACUCCAGAGAUGAGUCGCUGGGCUGGGCCGAUCAUUGAUGUUCUCCUGGAUUAUGUGGGCAACGUGCAGCUCUGUUCCCGGCUCAAGGAGCAUAUUGACAGCUAUGAGGACUGGGCUGUCAUUAAAGAAAAAGCAGAGCCCCCACGACCCCUUUCCCAUCUUUGCCGCCUCAAGGUACGAAGCCUGGUUGGAAGAAACCGCAUUAAACUUCUUGACACCUUGCCUCUCCCGCACAGACUGAUUCGAUACUUACAGCAUGAUUACACACAGUGACCCCAUCACACACCGGACACGCAGCAGCUUCCCGGCAUGGCACGCAGAGUCAUCGACAUAGCGAGGGCACACAUCGUGCACGGUGGGAAGGAAUUGCUGCUGGCUUGGUCAAGCGCCUUCCAAUGACUAAUUAA
Molecule: messenger RNA, 2642 nt
Organism: Pygoscelis adeliae (Adelie penguin)
Lineage: Eukaryota; Metazoa; Chordata; Aves; Sphenisciformes; Spheniscidae
Gene: ASB2
Product: ankyrin repeat and SOCS box containing 2
Exons: 11
Coding region: 565-2508 (647 amino acids)
Biological process (GO): intracellular signal transduction
Molecular function (GO): protein binding
Source: RefSeq, a predicted model, not a curated record